CAGGUGUGUUAUAAUGUGUAAUGUAGUUAUAUUACGAGGCUCUGCAAAACGUACCAAUGUUCCUGCUUACUAUGUUUGGCAUAUUUUCAGUGGUGUGACUUCAGCAUAGACCUAGCAAAGUGACAAGACAAACAACUGCUCCUCCGUGACACCUGUGCAGCUCUCUUACCUUUUUGUAGCUUAUAAAUUUGCGUGCCUCAUUGUUAUUGUUGAACUAUAUUAGUGCUGCAACUAACUAUUUUACGAUGAUUUUCUUUCUGUCGUUUGACUUGCUUGAUUUGUCUGCAAAACAGUCGAAGAUCUAAAGGUAGGCUUUUCGGUUUACUAUCAUAAAGGACCAGAAAAUAUAUUCUCACUUGAAAAGAUGAAACCAAGGAACUUUGGGCACAUUUGCCUAAAAAGUACAACACCUCUUAUAACACAUAUAACCCUAACUUCUAACAUGCACUUCCUGUGCUCUUCUUCUUCUGUCUUCAUACAAUUCUCUUGUAUUGAUUUCACUAUUCGUUAACUCUUACGUCUUUCCCCAGUUAUUUACCUGAUUGUUGCUAAUAGCGCUUACUAAUACCUGUUGUCACCUGUAGAUCUCUUACUGUAUUGCUUUUUUGAUGCUUGGAUGUUAUUCCUCAAAUGUAAGUCGCUUUGGAUAAAAGUGUCUGCCAAAUGAGUAAAUGAUGUAAUGUCAAAAAGAUUAGAUGGAUUAUCGAAAUUGUUGCAGAUAAACUUUUUGUCAAUUAAUUGGCCAGUAGUUUCAGCUGGAAACUCUGGAUCCAAAUGUUUCUCAAGUGUGGACAUUCAUCCUGAGGAAAUCUACAACUAAUGUUAGGCUGCUAUUAUGUCCCUAAUCCUUACCUUAGCUUGCCAUUUGGUGUUUGUAAAUUAAUAAUCUUGCUCAGCAUUUCAAAAAAGAAGCCUUUAUAUCUGCCAGAGACAUGUGAAAAAAAUAGCAAUUAUCUUCAAUGGAUCCAUUACAUUGUCAGUUUUCAUUUCACUUACAAAUUAAAUCUGUUCCUCCAACUGACACAGUGCCCGUGUGGCCAGAGUUUUUCAAAGCUUAAUCCAAAACAAAGACAUAGAGACGUUCCAGCGGCAUAUCAGAUCACACUGGGUGCACCAUCUGUCCCCUCCAAACCACUAAAACUUGUGAGAGUCUGAUUUUCUAGCAAUGUCAUGCAGACCUUGAUGGCAAAGUUUAUUUUUUAUUUUUUAAGGGCUUUAUUUGCAUUUGCUCGUAGUCUCCUGUUAAUCAUUUGGAUGACCCCACUGUACCUGUGCAGGUGAAAUAUUGUCUUUAAUCAAGCUUUGUACAACCUCUGUGUUUUUCACAUGCAGUGAUUUAUGUCUUCAGUUUGCAGGCACUGUAGUACAUGCACAUAGAGCUCUACAGCGAUGAGUGGAAUGGAUCUGCAUUCGUUCAUUACAAACUACAGAGCAGAAGAUGUGGAAAAACUGUCACUGCGGAUGAAAAAUGGUCUUGGCAGCUCAAAGUACAAACCGGCUGAAUAUAAAAGACUACAAGCCAUUGUUGAUGCGAAACGCCAGGAGACUGAUCUAAUUGGACAAAAGGUUCAGAAGACUCGCUGUGCAGCCAAGGCAACCAAGGAGAGCUCCAUAUUACGGCAGCACAGACAGGUGUGGAACAGAGAGUGCUCCAGGCUGCAAAAGGCUGAGGAGAAGGCUGAGAAUGACAUCCAUGAUUUUCUACAGCAGAUCAAGCCAAAUGGUAGAACAGACACUGCCACCUUCUCACUUCAGGAUUAUGGGCGGCUCCUAGAUAGGGAGAGGGAGGCAUUCCGGAUAGCCACCGUGGAGCCUGUUCUUCAGCUCAAGGAUGAUCUGUGCUUCAGACUGGGUGAAGUACAACAUCAGCAGCUCACUGCCCACCGAUCAGUCUGGGAACAAGUAAUACAACAGGUGACCUUUGUGAAAGACCAGCAGGAUGACAUAAAAGCAAAACUUCAUGCAGAGUUCCUGGCCCUGGAGGAGGAGAUCUCUGGCCUUGGCAUGGAGAAAUAUCUUACCAGUGCUUCAGACAGUCCCGUAAGCAUAGAAAACAUUGCAGAAGAGGUUGAUUCAGACUGCCCUUACCCAGAACUCAAGGACUCCCUGAUCCAGGCCUUCUACUCCCUGUCAGAAAUAUACCACAGCAGGCUGCAGCAUCUCCAAGAGCAACUGCAAAGAACUAACAGGUUCUGUGGCUGGUGUGCAGACGACCACCAACGCUUCCAGUUCACUUUGUCUCUGUACACUCCUGACAUACCCAACCACAGGGCGCUCUGCAUGGACAUGCUGCAAAGACUGUUCCCUGAGAAAACUAGACAAGAGCUGAUGGAGCAUGAACGUUUGUGGGACCGGCAGCGCUUCACCGAGUCACAGCUGAGAGCAGUGACCCAGAAGUGGCAGCGGGACCAGGAAGAGCUGCUGGCCAGAGCUCUGGUCAUGCUGCAGGAGGCGAGACAUGCCCACCAGGAGGAGCUGGAGCUCCAUAGAGACCGCCAGCACCAGCUGGACAUCUGCUCGCAUCUCAGAGAGAAGCUGCAGCAGUGGCGGGCCCAGCAGGAGGAGGUGGCGAAGCUGGAGGCAGCUAUAGCUGCUAGACAGCAGGAGGAGGAAGAGGCGAGGUUAAAGAGGGAGCAGGAGAAGGAGACUGCCAUCAGAUCGCAGCAGAAAGAAAAAGUCAGGCAGUUUUAUUUAAAGCAGCAGAAGAGGAGGGAGGUGCAAGGGCAGAGGGAUCAAGAAAGACUCGCUAAUCUGAGAAGCAUCAUGGAGGAACAGGCAAGGCGAGAUAAAGAGAGGGUACAGUUUCGGGCAGAUAUGUUGCAGUGGCGAAGGGAGGAGAGAGAGGCGCGGGAGCUUGAGCGGCAGAGAGAAGAAGAAGAGAAACAGAAUCGUCUGGAAGUUCUCAGAAACCAGGUUGGGGUGGUGGCAGAGGCAGACCCAGAGAGGAUGAUGGCAGAUACAGAGGCUUGGAGAAGUCGACACUUGAAUGUAAAGUUUGAGUUUGAGCUCCAAAGGCCUCUCUACAGUAUUAACACGUACACAGACACACAGAUUGUAUCUGAUCCAAGAGUGCGGGUUGAGCAGGCUCUGCGGGAGGCUGGUCUGCACCACAGCCAGUAUGCCCAAGAGGUUCUGUCUGUUAUCAAGCCCCCUAAACCACCUAGACGAGAUACCAAAUCCACACUGAAAUUCUGAACAUCUGACCCCAAAAAGGGGGUUGUCACAUUAUUUAGAUCUGCCAGCUCUUGUUCUGGUACUGAGCAUUAUAUUAAAUGUAAUUUUUCUAAGCUGCAUGUAUAAGAAUCAUAUGAAGUUGGACAGAUUCUGCUGCUUGGUUGUCCAGCUUCUGUAGUCACAAACUCAUAUACAGUAGCUAUAGUAUUGACCACAAGUGACACAGUGCAAUUACUAUUAAUGACUUUUAUUGUAGGGUUAAUAGUCUGCAGCAUCUCCUGAGAAAUACAUCAUAUCAUUCAUUGUGUUUGAGCUCUGAUAAACAUGUACCUCCAACAAAUGAUAAUGACCUCUCUGCACAUUUAUCACUAUGUACUGACUGCCUAUGCUACUUUCAGGAAGUUUUAAUUUGCAUAAACAAGCUUGUACGGCAGAAGCUA
This is a messenger RNA of Micropterus salmoides (largemouth bass), 3614 nucleotides long. RefSeq names its product coiled-coil domain-containing protein 148-like. The record is from RefSeq and is a predicted model, not a curated record. The transcript is spliced from 14 exons. Lineage: Eukaryota; Metazoa; Chordata; Actinopteri; Centrarchiformes; Centrarchidae. The coding region runs from base 1390 to 3195 and encodes 601 amino acids.